This is a messenger RNA of Amphimedon queenslandica, 1718 nucleotides long. RefSeq lists its product as uncharacterized. The transcript has 10 exons. Bases 51 to 1613 code for a protein of 520 amino acids. The record is from RefSeq and is a predicted model, not a curated record. NCBI's taxonomy places the organism in Eukaryota, Metazoa, Porifera, Demospongiae, Haplosclerida, Niphatidae.
UCGGGUUAUGAGGACCGUGUUAUCUCCGUGUACUCUUACCCCUCAAAAAGAUGGCCACGGAGGCAGCAACUGGACAGCCUGCAAAUGUUCAGGCAUAUCUUGGGAAGCACAAGAUACAGACUCUAUUUGAAGACCUCACUUCCCUCCUAGUCAAGGAUUUGCCAGAUAAUCCAAUUGAUUUCCUGAUACAAAAACUACAAGCUAAAAAGAAGAAGGUGACAAGUGCAACCGGGCGUACUUCCUCUAGCAAAUCUAUUGACACCACUGGAGCAGCUUCACCAAAAACAGAAAGAAGCAAGCCACCAACUAAACCGGCAACUGGUAAACCAGCAGCAGGAGCUAGUAAACUACCCUCACGACCAAUCACUGCUCCUUCUAAAACUACAGCCUCCAAGCCAGCUUCCAGUGGCCCAGCAUCCUCCAAAUCAGCUACGAGCGUUUCAAAACCUUCAGCUGGUUCUAAGACCACUGCUGGGUCUAAGACAGCCCCUCCUAGUGGCAGUUUAAAGAAGCCGACAGGAGGAGCAGGUGGUGCCAGUAAACCAGCUACUGGUACUGGACCGCCUGGUAAGACAACAACAGCUGCUAAGACAUCAGCUGGAGCAGGAGGUACGCCCAAGAGGCCAGUCAGUUCUUCCAGUAAAUCCAGUACUAGUGGUACAUCAGCUAAAGGCACUAGCACUCCGACUGGUAAAACUGCCUCUAAACUACAAAAACCAGCAACAACCAGGACCCCUCCAACCAACAGGAAACCUGUAGCGAAACCGGUUGCCAAGGUAACGGAAGCCCCACCCCCUGAGUCCACUCCCAAGGACGAUGAAUCUGAGAAGGUCAUGGUGAGUGAUGGAGGAGGAGGAGGAGAUGAUGAAGAUAUACCGGUAAUAACUACUGUCCCUGCUACUGGGGAGGACGAGAGUGAGGAAGAGGGAGAGGAGGGCGGCCAUUUUGAAAGCAAGAAUGACUUGAAUGUCGAUGAUUUGAUUUCAAAGAUUAAAAAGUCAAAACAGCCCAAGAAUUGUAAGGCUCAUUUGGUAGUUCCAAUUAAAGCCCACCCAUCGUCGUCUGAGGGUUACAUUAGUGAAAGUGAUGGCGAUGAGGACGAGCUGGAGGUGGUUGAGAAUGCAGCAGAACUUGAGGAGGAGGGAGUCAUUUUAACUGGAGAUGCUAAGAAGCUGUCAUUAAAAAUGCCUGAGGUGGGCCCUUCUGUUGAUCUACAAGUAUUAAUCUGUGCUCGUUGCUCUAAAAUCAUCUCACAAGGCGAAGAUUAUUCGACGAUAAGUUCGUCUAAACUUACCUCCAUUGACGAGUUUGAGAGUGCCUCACAAGUUGGCGGAACUUCUACCAAUUCGCAGUGGGGGAGUGAGGAAUCUGGAGGUGCUCCUGUUACCCUGAAACAGAAAUGGGCAAUGUCUAAGCCAAUAGUAGCCGACACAUCAAGUGAAGUGACGUCAACAACACAGGACACUUGGAAAGGGGUGGAGCCAAUACCCCGCCCUGAUGUAACCAGUGAAGAGGAGAGUGAGUUAAAAUUACCAGACCCGGUUGAUUAUGAGAAACCGUUGGGAGACACGACUGAAGAAGAGCCAACAAGUCUCAUAAAUUUUGAAGAUUAGAGAGAGGAGGAGAGACAUAAAGACGGUGUACUAUUUCGUUUGUCGUUAUUGAUUGAUUUAUUGAUUUUAGUAGUUGACUGUAGUAAAAUAAUCAUUUUAAAUCAU